UGCACGGGACGCCACGGAGGACGCGCGCUCGCGGCCCGGGGCGCCAGCUGCUCGAGUUCUGCUAGGUUGGCUGGCAGGCGCAGGAGGAGCGGGCUGCGCGAUCCAGAGGGGCCGCCAGGGGACCGCCGAGCCUGCUGCCGCUGGCCGAGUCGGCCUCCCCAUCCGAUUGAUCAUUUUUCCUGGACAGAGCGGCCCGGCCGCCUCGGGCCACCAGCACCUGCCCGCGUGCGGCGAUCUUCUGACUCCCGCGCUCUGCAGCCCUCUGCCCCCAUGCUCCGCGACCCCACCGCCACCCGGUGGCCGCCCCUCCUGCUGCUGUUAUUGCAGCUGCAGCCGCCGCCACUCGUCAGCGGCGCCCCAGCGGGGCCAGGAAUCGGGGCGCAGGCCUCGGAACUAGUGGUGCCCACGCGGUUGCCCGGCAGCGCGAGCGAGCUCGCCUUCUACCUGUCCGCCUUCGGCCAGGGCUUCGUGCUGCGCCUGGCGCCCGACGCCAGUUUCCUGGCGCCAGAGUUCAAAAUCGAGCGUCUCGGGGGCUCGAUCGCGGCUGCCGGGGGCGAGCCGGGGCUGCGCGGCUGUUUCUUCUCUGGCACAGUGAAUGGAGAGCGGGAGUCGCUGGCGGCGAUGAGCCUGUGUCGCGGGCUGAGCGGCUCGUUCUUGCUGGCAGGCGAGGAGUUCACCAUCCAGCCACAGGGCGCUGGGGACUCCCUGGACCAGCCGCAUCGCCUGCAGCGAUGGGGACCGGGACAGCGCCGCGAGGACCCCGGGCUCGCUGCCGCCGAGGUCUUCCCCCUCCCUCAAGGACUGGAGUGGGAGGUGGAGAUGCGUGAUGGGCAGGGACGCGAGAGAAGUGACAACGAAGAUGACUGGGAGCAGGACAAAGAGGGGUUGCGCAAAGAGACAGAAGACUCCCGAGAAGUGCCACCACCCUUCAGAUCCAAAACUAGGAGCAAGAGGUUUGUGUCCGAGGCUCGCUUCGUGGAAACACUUCUGGUGGCUGAUGCGUCCAUGGCUGCCUUCUAUGGGACCGACCUGCAGAACCACAUCCUCACAGUGAUGUCAAUGGCAGCCCGAAUCUACAAGCACCCGAGCAUCAGGAACUCCAUCAACCUUGUGGUGGUAAAAGUGUUAAUAGUGGAAGAGGAAGGAUGGGGCCCGGAAGUAUCAGACAACGGGGGACUCACACUGCGCAACUUCUGCACCUGGCAGCGGCGCUUCAACAAACCCAGCGACCGCCACCCGGAGCAUUAUGACACUGCCAUCUUGUUCACCAGACAGAACUUCUGCGGGAAGGGAGAACAAUGUGACACCCUGGGAAUGGCAGAUGUUGGCACCAUCUGUGACCCCAACAAGAGCUGCUCAGUGAUCAAGGAUGAGGGACUGCAGGCAGCCUACACCCUGGCCCAUGAACUAGGGCACGUUCUCAGCAUGCCUCAUGAUGACUCUAAGCCCUGCGUGAGAUUGUUUGGGCCCAUGGGCAAGUACCACAUGAUGGCGCCAUUUUUCAUCCACGUGAACAAGACGCUACCCUGGUCUCCCUGCAGUGCUGUCUACCUCACAGAGCUCCUGGAUGAUGGUCACGGAGACUGUCUCCUGGAUGCCCCCAGCUCGGUUCUGCCCCUCCCCACAGGCCUCCCAGGCCACAGCACCCUCUAUGAACUGGACCAGCAAUGCAAGCAGAUCUUUGGGCCUGAUUUCCGACACUGCCCCAACACCUCUGUGGAAGACAUCUGUGUCCAGCUCUGGUGCCGUCAUCGGGAUAGUGAUGAGCCCAUUUGCCACACAAAGAAUGGCAGUCUGUUCUGGGCUGAUGGUACGCCCUGUGGCCCUGGGCACCUGUGCCUGGAUGGUAGCUGUGUGCUCAAGGAGGAAGUGGAGAAUCCCAAGGCUGUGGUAGAUGGAGACUGGGGUCCCUGGGGACCUUGGGGACAAUGUUCUCGCACCUGUGGUGGAGGGAUACAGUUUUCGAACCGUGAGUGUGAUAAUCCAGCGCCUCAGAAUGGAGGAAGAUUUUGCCUGGGUGAAAGAGUCAAGUACCAAUCAUGCAACACAGAGGAAUGUCUACCAAAUGGAAAAAGCUUCAGGGAGCAGCAAUGUGAGAAAUAUAAUGCCUACAACCACACUGACCUGGAUGGGAACUUCCUGCAGUGGGUCCCCAAAUAUUCAGGAGUGUCCCCCCGAGACCGAUGCAAGCUGUUUUGCAGAGCCCGUGGAAGGAGUGAGUUCAAAGUGUUUGAGGCUAAGGUGAUCGAUGGCACUCUAUGUGGACCGGAUACUCUGUCCAUCUGCGUCCGGGGGCAAUGUGUUAAGGCUGGCUGUGACCAUGUGGUGAACUCACCUAAGAAGCUGGACAAAUGUGGGGUGUGUGGGGGCAAAGGCACUGCCUGUAGGAAGGUCUCCGGUUCUUUCACCCCCUUCAGUUAUGGCUACAAUGACAUUGUCACCAUCCCAGCUGGUGCCACAAAUAUUGAUGUGAAACAACGGAGUCACCCAGGGGUCCGGAACGAUGGCAGCUACCUGGCACUGAAGACAGCCAAUGGGCAGUACCUGCUCAAUGGCAACCUGGCCAUCUCUGCCAUAGAGCAAGACAUCUUGAUGAAGGGGACCAUCCUAAAAUACAGUGGUUCCAUGGCUACCCUGGAACGGCUGCAGAGCUUCCAGGCACUACCUGAGCCUCUUACAGUACAGCUCCUGACUGUGUCUGGUGAGGUCUUCCCUCCAAAAGUCAGAUAUACUUUCUUUGUCCCCAAUGACAUGGACUUCAACAUGCAGAAUAGCAAGGAAAGAGCAACCACCAACAUCAUUCAGUCACUGCCCUAUGCAGAGUGGGUGCUGGGGGACUGGUCUGAAUGUCCUAGCACAUGUGGAGGUAGCUGGCAGCGGCGGACUGUGGAAUGCAGGGCCCCCUCAGGUCAGGCCUCUGACACCUGUGAUGAGGCUCUGAAACCUGAGGAUGCCAAGCCCUGUGGAAGCCAGCCAUGUCCCCUCUGAUUCCCUUGGUGGAAAUGUCUUAGGCUUAUGGAUUUGGGCUACUGGCAUAACAGACAAAGGUCCCCUCUGAGGUGAUACUACAUAUCAAGAUGGCAUGGCCCUUUCAGGCCUUCUAUUACUACAACCCUUUGGGUACUGCCUAAUUCAUAAGGAAGAGAGAAGAAGGUAUAAGGGUACCAGAUUGUAAAGUUGACUGUCUAGUGGACUGGACCUUGCUUGUGACCAAGAAGACAGGAUAGGUUAAAAGGUAAAAGUGCACUUACUGAUCCAAAUGGGAGAUUUCAGAGCCAGCCUCUUCGCAAAGGACUAGCAAAGCUAAAUGAGAAAGAAGAAAUUAUUUUCUAUUUGGUUUCCCCAAUAAUCAAUCUACCUCACAGCGGGGGAAAAUCAGUAUAUAAGAGUAUAAGGCCAGGUGUUUGUAGUGAAUGCCAAAGCAAGCUCUAUAUUUAUCUCCGAGCAAUCUUCAGAAAUGACCGUGGCUGCGCUGCUUUCAAUAUUAAAAUCUGUUGUCUGAAAGGGCGACAGUGUCCAUCACAGGGUUAUAGAAAGCCACUUGUUCUCAGGCUGCCACCUGCUGGGGCGGACCCAUUUCAAGUAUUUAUGCAAGUAUGUCUCUAAACUAAAGUGUGAUCUUACACCAAUGAAAUUGUCUAGUCUGGUUCAUUACUUCUCUGGAAGAGGCAGAGACCCAACAUCCAAGACAAAGGUUAAACAUAGCUUACCUGGAGUACACACAAGGCAGCUGCUAUCUUCCCUGAGUAUCUUCAGCUUUCAGUAAAAAGGUGAUGCCUUAGAUUCUAAGAGGCCUGCUAAAUCCAGCUCAGGCAAGCAGCUGUUCAUCUGGGUGAGGCACAUCAUUGUGGUUCUCAAACCCCAGUGCCUUGUACAGGGCCUCAGUCCUACAUGAUGGCUGAGCAGACCGUGGAUCUACAUUCCCAACAACCACCAGGUGAUAUGAAGGCUGAGGUUUUAGAGACUGCAGUCCAAGAAACCUGCAUUUGAGAAAAUUCCAAAUUGUAGGUUACAUUGUUCAGUGCUCUGGGAUCCCUAUUUUUUUCAUUGAUGUUCAUUAUGUUUUCUGAUUUUAAGAGAGGAUCUCAUGUAGUCCAGGCUAACCUCAAACUCUCCAUGUAGCCAAGGGUGGUCUUGAACUUUUUGGUCCUCCUAUCUCCACCUCCCAAGUGCUGAAAUUGCAACCAUGCACCAUCAUACCUGAUUGUAUGUUUUGGAGGCAGGGACUUGUUAUUCUGGAGAAAUAGUAUCUCUCUACUCAGCAAACUGCACUAUCAGCCCUCUUAUGUGCUGACCUGCCUAAUUUAAGCAAAGAAAAAAGAAAAACAAAAAAGACAAGAGUCUUUUAAGAUCCCAGAAUUUCAUACCCUCUGCCUAGGGACCAUCACUCCAGAGACAUCCCUUCCUGCUCAACACCUGACCCCAACCACAUUUUAUCCUUAUCUUGAAACUCCUAUACUCCAGCUUCCCAAUGAGCACUUUUAACCUGGAACAGUCCUACUAUUACCCACUGGAAAUGUCCCCGAGAGCCUCUAAAAUCCAGUCUUCCUACCUCAUCUCUCUCAAGAUUCAGAAGAGUUCCCUGACUCAGUCUUCCAUAUAAGGAUUCAGUCCUUUGUCACAAAUGGAUGAGAUGAAAUGGAUAUUU
Molecule: messenger RNA, 4648 nt
Organism: Grammomys surdaster
Lineage: Eukaryota; Metazoa; Chordata; Mammalia; Rodentia; Muridae
Gene: Adamts8
Product: ADAM metallopeptidase with thrombospondin type 1 motif 8
Exons: 9
Coding region: 271-2988 (905 amino acids)
Biological process (GO): extracellular matrix organization; proteolysis
Molecular function (GO): zinc ion binding; metalloendopeptidase activity
Source: RefSeq, a predicted model, not a curated record